Molecule: messenger RNA, 999 nt
Organism: Pipistrellus nathusii (Nathusius's pipistrelle)
Lineage: Eukaryota; Metazoa; Chordata; Mammalia; Chiroptera; Vespertilionidae
Source: the annotation of a GenBank genome assembly
AUGGACACCCGGACCCCGGCCGCCGCCCAGGGUAGGGCCCUCUGGGCUCUCCUCCUGGCCACACUUGGCACCGCAGCCGGCCAGCCGCUGCGGGGAGACUCCGUGUGCACGGCCCGGCCCCUGGCCAAGUACCGCAUCACCUUCACGGGCAAGUGGAGCCAGACGGCCUUUCCUAAGCAGUACCCACUGUUCCGGCCGCCCGCACAAUGGUCUUCCCUGCUGGGGGCAGCGCACAGCGCCGACUACAGCAUGUGGCGGGAGGACCAGUACGCCAGCAACGGGCUGCGGGACUUCGCGGAGCGGGGCGAGGCCUGGGCCCUGAUGCGGGAGAUCGAGGCGGCCGGCGAGAAGCUGCAGAGCGUGCACGAGGUGUUCUCGGCACCCGCCGUGCCCAGCGGCAUGGGGCACACCUCCACGGAGUUCGAGGUGCACGCCCGGCACUCACUGGUGUCCUUUGUGGUCCGGAUUGUCCCCAGCCCCGACUGGUUUGUGGGCGUCGACAGCCUGGACCUGUGUGAUGGGAACCGCUGGAGGGAGCAGGUCUCCGUGGACCUUUCCCCACAUGACGCGGGGACAGACAGCGGCUUCACCUUCUCCUCCCCCAACUUCGCGACCAUUCCGCAGGACACAGUGACCGAGAUCACCUCCUCCUCUCCCAGCCACCCGGCAAACUCCUUCUACUACCCGCGGCUGAAGGCCCUGCCCCCCAUCGCCAGGGUGACCCUGGUGCGUCUCCGGCAGAGCCCCAGGGCCUUCGUGCCUCCCGCCAUAGACCUGGCCGGCAGGGGCAACGAGAUCGGGGACGGCCUCUCGGCUCCAGAGACGCCGCUGGACUGCGAGGUCUCCCUCUGGUCAUCCUGGGGGCUGUGCGAGGGCCUGUGCGGGAAGAGGGGAGCCAGGAUCCGGACGCGCUAUGUCCGCGUGCAGCCCGCCAACCACGGGGCACCCUGCCCCGCGCUGCAAGAGGAGGCCCAGUGCGUCCCUGACAACUGUGUGUGA